Messenger RNA from Hyalella azteca, 2197 nucleotides. Its product is annotated as protein Hook homolog 3. Gene Ontology annotation, molecular function: dynein light intermediate chain binding; microtubule binding. The record is from RefSeq and is a predicted model, not a curated record. Gene Ontology annotation, cellular component: centrosome; cytoplasm. NCBI's taxonomy places the organism in Eukaryota, Metazoa, Arthropoda, Malacostraca, Amphipoda, Hyalellidae. The annotation marks the transcript as partial. The transcript has 13 exons. Gene Ontology annotation, biological process: cytoskeleton-dependent intracellular transport; cytoplasmic microtubule organization.
AGCUGUUGCGUCUGCAGAGCUGUUGCGUCUGCAGAGCUGUUGCGNCCGACGUCAACCGUCUCGGUGAGUGUGCUGACAGCACCCUGCCCGACGUCAACCGUCUCGGAGAGACCGCUGACCCCCAGGAAGUGGCCCGUCUCCUGCAGCUCGUCCUGGGAUGCGCCAUCAACUGCCACCAGAAGGAGCGCCACAUCGAGACGAUCAUGUCGAUGGCGGCUGAGGUGCAGGCGGUCGUCAUGACGACGGUGCAGUCUGUGUUCAUGCGCGACACGUCGCCGGGCGCGGACGUGGCGGGACCAGCGAGCUUCCAUCCCAGCGCGCGGUCCGUCCUCCCGCAGCUCGAGGCCACCACCCGCGCCCGUGACCAGGCCGUCGCCCGCGUCAUGGAGCUCGAGAUGCAGUUGGCGGACGCGGCGGAGAAGCGCCAGGAGCUGGCAGACGAGAACGCUCGUCUGCUGGAGCGGCUAGGAGGGCUGGAGAGCGAGGGCGCUGAGGGAGGAACUAUGUCAAGAUACAAGGAGCUCAAGAAGAAGAUAGACUCCUUGCAGGACGACCUCUUCAAGAUGGAGACAUCUCGUGACGAGUAUCGUAGUCGUGUUGACGAGCUUGACCGUGAACGCGGCGAGGUGAUGGCCAGGACGGAGGAGCUGCAGAGACUGGCAGACCAGGCACACGCUCUGCAGGACGAGGUGGGUGUCUGCAUGCAGCACAUCCUCGAGCUGGAGGAGGAUGUGAAGAAGAACGACACGUGGCGGCCGCAGUUGGAGCUCUUCAAGAAACAAGUGUCCGAGCUCCGCCAGCAGCUCCAUGAAGAGACCAAGAAGGCCGACCGCCACGCCUUCGACUCCAAGAAGCUCAACGAGAAACUGGAAGCCCUCACUGUCGAGAAGGACCGCGUGGUGCAGGAGCGUGAUGAGCUGAAGGAGCACGUGGAGGAACUGCGCUGCCUCAACUCAGCGCAGUCUCCCAGUCACCGCAGCAGCGGCCCUAGCGCUGACCUGCUCAGCUCUGAUCCACAGGAACUCUGGGAGCGCCUGGUGCGUCUGCGUCACGAGAACGAGCAGCUGAAGAAGCGCGAGGCUGAAGGAGGUUCAGCGAGCGGUGCUGGAGCCUCGAGCAGCGCCCCUGUACUGCAGGCGAUGCUUGCUGAGCUGCAGGAGCGACAUGACAGCGUCUCGUCUGAGAACAGAAAGUUGAACCAGCGUAUCAUGGAGCUGGAGAGCGAAGUGGAGGAAAGUCGUGGUGCGACUGGUGGAGGUUUUUCUACUCCAACCCCAUCCACGGCCUCCACACUUACCGCUAGCCCUGCUCCAUGGAACGAUGCGGCCAAGAGGGACCUGGAGAAGAAACUCCAGCAGAAACUUGACGAGGUGGCAGCUUUACGUGAGAUGAUAGUGAAGAAAGACGGCGAGAUGGCAGCCAUGGAGGAGCGUUAUAAGAAAUAUCUUAGUAAAGCUAAGAGCGUCAUUAAGACCUUGGACCCGAAGCUGAACCCAAGCUUCGUGCCCGACGUGUCGGUGCUCAGACAGCAGCUCUACGAAAAGGAAAAACACAUCGAGAAUCUUCAGAGAGAGUCUGAGAAGGCGAAAUCGAUGCGUGAGGCCGAGGAGAAGCUCAUCACUUCAGCCUUCUAUAACUUCGGCAUGAACAUGCACCGGCAGAUGAUCAACCAGCGUCUGGUGGCAGUGGACAGCGGCAGCCACAACUACCUGGGCAAACCUCGCACCGCAACCCCGCAGCGCCGCAGCAACGUCGGCAACAGGUUGCGCUACUUGAUCAUUAUCAUUACGAAACUUGACUUGUUUCUAGGCAACAGGUUGCGCUACUUGAUCAUUAUCAUUACGAAACUUGACUUGUUUCUAGGCAACAGGUUGCGCUACUAACACUGUAGAUAUUGUCAUCCUGGCACCUAAGCAGCUGGAGUCGAUUGGCUCAUCUCACCACACGAACAUUAAACCGACACAGUUUCAGCUCACAAACUGCUACUUAAUGAACGAUGAUUUUUAACCCAUACUCCAAUGAUUUUUAACCCAUACCAUCAUUGCACGAAACUUAACUUGUUUCAAGUGCAUUCAGUCAAAAUUAACUAUGAAUAACAUUCUUAGUGCCUGGUUCAAGUCUAUGCUUCCGGCUGCUAAUGUUUAUGUACUUGAUUAUGAAUUUUGAAAGCGGACGAUCCGUCGAAGAUGCAGUUGAC